Photinus pyralis (common eastern firefly) is the source of this 2384-nucleotide messenger RNA. RefSeq lists its product as uncharacterized. The coding region runs from base 27 to 2384 and encodes 785 amino acids. Lineage: Eukaryota; Metazoa; Arthropoda; Insecta; Coleoptera; Lampyridae. The transcript is spliced from 3 exons. The record is from RefSeq and is a predicted model, not a curated record.
CAACAGUGUACGCGUGGACCGAUUCCAUGAUCACACUCGCAUGGAUAAAAGGUGACGCAAACAAAUGGAAAACCUUCGUGGGAAGUCGAGUGGCACAAAUCACAAGCAUGACCGCAAAAGAACAAUGGAACCAUGUGCGUACUAAUGAUAAUCCUGCAGAUCUGGUAUCGCGAGGAACAACAACAUCCAAAUUAAAAAACAACACGUUAUGGUGGAAUGGACCCAUAUGGCUAAAAACAGAUAAAUGGAAACACAGUACAAGCGAAUAUCCUACAACAGAGGUAGAGAGCAAGAAAACUAUGACAAUAAUAGUGAACAAUAGGAACGAGCUAGCAGAAAGGUUUUCUUCACUAACACAACUAAUUCGAGUGACAGCAUACAUCAUUCGAUUCAUCAAGCAUUGCAAAAAAAUUACAGUAGCUGACGAACAUUUAACAGUAGAAGAACUCAAUACGGCAUUAAAGAAACAUAUACAAGUAACACAACAGAAUACAUAUCCAAGGGAAAUACAAAAGUUAAGUAAGAAAGAACAAGUACACAAGGACAGCAAGUUAGAAUCGCUCAAUCCGUUUCAAGAUGAAGACAGUUUACUUAGGGCAGAUGGGAAAGCAUCAAAAAGGAGUAUUCAUCAACUAAUACCAAUCACGACAGAAGAAGGUAACACCGCAGAAAAAAAUCAAACAGCAACAUCACAACAACACGCAUAUGGAUGCAAUCUGAAAACAUUCGUUAUAAGCAUACUAAUGCUAUUGGUCACAGUAACAGCAGAAUACAAUAUUACAUAUCCAAAGCCAGGUUUCUACAUUGAACACAUGGGAGAAGUUCAAAUUGAAAGAGGUAUAUUCCGAAUCGAUCUACAAUACAACAAAUCACGAAUCAAAGAGGAUAUAAACGCAGCAUUUCUAACGACUAGUAAUUUCAAAGAGUUGUGCAAGAACGCAACAGAAAUGACAGAAAACGUACAAUGUACAGAAUUGGUGCAACAUAUCGAGGAUCAAGAAAAUCAAUUGAGAUGGGUACAAGAGGGAAUCAACUACAUAAGUCAAACUCGUAAAAAAAGAGGUAUCUUGGGGAAUAUAUUAACGGCGAUAUUCGGUGUGAAUGACGAAGUAUACAAGGACAUUGAUGCGUUAAACAAGAAUCAGCAAGAGUUAAUGCGGAAUUCAGAAAGACAAUCCAAAAUAAUGUUGUCUACUAUAUCAAAAUUUAAAGAGACAGAAAACCGCAUAGAGAAGCAAUUAGAGCGCUUCAACACUAAAUUAAAUGAAGCGAUAAAAGCCAUAAACCAGAUGCAGAAAUGGUAUAAAACAAUAGACGAAAACAGACUAAAUAUUCACAUCUUAAGUACAUAUCAAACUAGCAGUGAAUCUAGUAACAGAAGUACACAAUCACUACAGCAAAAUAAGAAACAUCCACUACAACCAAGGGAACUUUCAAGAACUUAUAUCAGAAACCCACAUCAGAAGUAUUAUUACAUCGGCAGAGCAGAAAUUACCAAGCAUCCUCAAGAUUUUACCACAUCCAAUAAUCAAAAGAUCACGGUAUACGUGAUUAUGAAAGUCACCCCAAUUCCUAUAAAAAUUGAAAAUUCUACGUUUUGGACCUUAAAUGUCAAUGAAGAAAUGCUAGCUGUGGACUACAACAAUCAACUAUAUUUCGAAAUAUCAAAUGAAGAAUUCAAAGACUGCCUACAAACAAACAAACACAAUUUUAUAUGUGCUCCCACUAUGGUGAAGAAAAUAGAAGAAAACAAAAAUUGCAUCAUUGACGAAGUCUACAACAGAACAGAAAUUAACCAAUGCAAUAUACAACAACAUGAGAUUCAAGGAUUAAUUUGGAAGCAACUCUAUGCCACCAAUACUUGGAUGUUCAUCACUAAUCAGUCCACACGUAUCGCUAUCUCCUGUAGUGGCGAACGACAGGAAAUCACGAUCAAUGCCACUGGAAUUAUCAGGAUUUCACAAGAUUGCCUGUUGAAAACAAAGAAAAGUAUACUCAAUCCGAAACGGGAUAAAAAGUUAUCAGUACUAGGUAGCUACAUAAAACAGUUUAACAAACCAUAUAAUCAUACAAGGUCAACUCAGCAAAUAACCAAAGUAAUAGAAGAAUCAAUAUUCCAUGCAGAAGACUCUUUUAAACAGCUAAAAGACGAAGAAGAAACUCUUAAUGCAGAUAUUCGAAAUAUCAAAUGGCGGUCCACAACAUCACAGUCCAUUAUUACAAGCACGACAACUACCUUACUCAUUGCAAUUAUCUUGGCACUCGUACUAGGAAUAAGAUUCUACAUCCAGCACAGAAACAAAUCACAUACCAAGGACAACGAUCGCGAAGCAGUUCAGUUAGAACCAUUAUAUUCAACUAUUCCCGGGGAAACACAAAACUAA